This is a messenger RNA of Cylindrotheca closterium, 498 nucleotides long. The record is from the annotation of a GenBank genome assembly. NCBI's taxonomy places the organism in Eukaryota, Bacillariophyta, Bacillariophyceae, Bacillariales, Bacillariaceae.
AUGGAUGUGGAUGGGAGCUCCUUGAGUGAACGCAGUGCUAAACGGACACAUUCAGCGUCUGCUUCACAAUCAACCACACCAACGGCACAAAAAACGGACACCACAGUCACGAAGCAAAGCUCUAAGGCCAAACAAAGACUACAACGCAGCUUGACAUUGGAAGAACGCCUAGAUGGGCUGCGACAAGUCAACUUGGACGGCAUGGAAGGUCAGGCUAUCCUGGUCGAUUUGGGUAUGGCGUACAGCUUUCAAGGCCAACAAGGGGGGAACACGACCCAUGCCUCUAUUAUCUUGAACCAUAUUCUGGAUAUGCUGGCAGACAACCUAAAGAACGCGGAGGAGACGAUUCGCCUUCUUCCUUUGUCUGACAGUGCUUACAAGAAGUCUAAGCAGUGGAUUCAAACGGAGGGAGUUUCCCAAAACGAAUAUGCACAAAUCGGAGACAAAAAAAGAACAACGCAGAAGCAAAUGCAAAUGACCUUUCACUACAGAAGAUGA